Molecule: messenger RNA, 1710 nt
Organism: Parnassius mnemosyne (clouded apollo)
Lineage: Eukaryota; Metazoa; Arthropoda; Insecta; Lepidoptera; Papilionidae
Source: the annotation of a GenBank genome assembly
AUGUCUAUAGAAAUUAAAAAGUUAAUGAAAUUACAUGCUAUUUCACAGUGUACUCCUGUAAAAGGUCAAUAUUUAUCGAGUAUUUUUUGUAUUCCAAAGCCUGAUAAAUCACAUAGAUUUAUUUUAAAUCUUAAGCCCCUAAAUAAAUUCAUAAAUCCUCCACACUUCAAAUUAGAAGAUAUUCGUACCUUAUGCAAAUUAGUGACUAAGGACAGUUAUAUGUGUACAUUAGAUAUACAAAAUGCAUACUAUUUAAUUAGUAUUCAUGAUGAUUUCAGAAAGUUUUUACGUUUUAAAUAUAAAGGAAUUCUGUAUGAGUUCAAUUGUUUACCAUUUGGAUUGUCUACUGCACCAUACACUUUUACAAAAUUAUUAAAACCAGUAGUAGAACAUCUCAGAAGUCAAGGCCUCAUAAAUGUUGCCUAUUUAGAUGAUCUUAAUUGCAUAGGACUCUCUUAUGCAGAGUGCCUAGACAAUGUUCAUAAAACUGUAAAUUUACUCCAGUGUUUAGGUUUUAUAAUUAAUAUGAAAAAGAGUAAUUUAAUUCCAUCACAAGAAAGAGAAUAUUUAGGUUUUGUCAUAAAUACACAAAAAAUGAUAAUAAAACCCACAGAAAAUAAAAAGAAAUCUUUAUUAUCUGCAAUACAUAAAUUUCUUAAAUUAAAGUACUGUUCUAUUAGAGAAUUUGCUGCCUUGGUAGGUAGUUUUGUAUCUAUAUGUAUGGCAGUAUCUUAUGGAUUUGUAUACACAAAAAUAUUUGAGAGGGAGAAAUACAUAGCUUUACAGAGAUCAAAUGGAGACUAUGAAAAACAAAUGAAAAUAAAUGAAAAUGUGAAGUUAGAUUUAUCAUGGUGGCAAAAUAAGAUUAAUACCGCAUAUAAUCCAAUAAAACAGUAUCAGUUUAUAUUAGAAAUUUGGUCAGACGCUUCUAGUACGGGUUGGGGAGUACACUGUGAUGGUAAAGUGGCACGAGGUUUUUGGUCCAUUCAAGAUAAACAAAAUCAUAUAAAUUAUUUAGAACUCUUAGCAGCAUACUUUGGCUUAAAAUGUUUUGCAAAAGACUUAAAAAAUUGUGAAAUAUUAUUGAGAGUUGAUAAUACAACUGCAAUUUCAUAUAUUAAUCGUAUGGGGGGAGUUCAAUAUCCUAAGCUUAACAACUUAUCUCGAUUAUUGUGGCAAUUUUGUGAGAAGAGAAUGAUAUGGGUUUUUGCCUCUUACAUUAAAUCAAAAGACAAUAAAGAAGCAGAUUUUGAGUCUCGAAAUAGGAAUAUAGAUGCUGAAUGGGAACUAUCAGUUGAUAGUUUUAACAGGGUGGUUACAAUGUAUGGCCAGCCAGACAUUGACCUUUUUGCAUCUAGGAUUAAUACAAAAUGCAUUAAAUAUGUGUCAUGGCAAAGAGAUCCAGAAGCCUGGAAUAUAGAUGCAUUUACAUUAAGAUGGUCUGAUUUCUACUUUUAUGCAUUUCCACCAUUUUCAGUUCUUUUAAAAACAAUUCAAAAAAUUAAGAAUGAAAAGGCAAGGGGCAUCAUUAUUUUCCCUGUUUCGACUGCUCAGCCCUGGUAUCCUAUGAUGAAAUCAAUGAUAGACUCGGAAGUAAUUUACUUUCCACCUUCAUUAGAACUCUUAUCUUCUCCUUUCAGGACACCUCACCCACUACAUGCACAACUUACCCUGGGGGCAUGCAUAUUAUCAGGACAGCGUUCCAACUAA